Hirundo rustica (Barn swallow) is the source of this 2043-nucleotide messenger RNA. RefSeq names its product protein tyrosine phosphatase 4A1 (gene PTP4A1). Gene Ontology annotation, cellular component: nucleus. Lineage: Eukaryota; Metazoa; Chordata; Aves; Passeriformes; Hirundinidae. Gene Ontology annotation, molecular function: protein tyrosine phosphatase activity. Gene Ontology annotation, biological process: protein dephosphorylation. The record is from RefSeq and is a predicted model, not a curated record. The coding region runs from base 36 to 557 and encodes 173 amino acids. The transcript has 5 exons.
UUUCAUAAUCUUGUUGCAUGUUUAACUAAAUCAAUAUGGCCCGAAUGAACCGCCCAGCUCCUGUGGAAAUCACCUACAAGAACAUGAGAUUCCUGAUCACGCAUAAUCCAACCAAUGCAACCUUAAACAAAUUUAUAGAGGAACUUAAGAAAUACGGUGUUACCACAGUGGUAAGAGUGUGCGAAGCUACUUAUGACACUGCUCCGGUGGAAAAAGAAGGCAUUCAGGUUUUGGACUGGCCCUUUGAUGAUGGUGCUCCACCAUCCAACCAGAUUGUUGAUGAUUGGCUAAACCUCCUUAAAGUUAAAUUUCGUGAAGAACCUGGUUGUUGUAUUGCUGUUCACUGUGUUGCUGGUCUUGGAAGAGCUCCAGUCUUAGUUGCUCUUGCACUGAUAGAAUGUGGAAUGAAGUAUGAAGAUGCAGUGCAGUUCAUAAGACAGAAGCGGCGUGGAGCUUUCAACAGCAAACAACUUCUGUACUUGGAGAAAUACCGCCCCAAGAUGCGUCUGCGCUUUAAAGACUCCAAUGGUCACCGAAAUAAUUGUUGUAUUCAGUAAAGCUCAACAGCCUAUAGUACUUCCUUGGGAAUAAAGGAUGGAAACUAGAAUUAAGCAGACUGCAUGCCAAAGACAUCAGUCUGGUAUUUUUUAGCAGUAACGAAAGCUUCCUUAGGAGUAUAUAUUAGGCUAAAGGCUCAGUAGAAGUGCAACUUCUAUGUUUAGAUAAAUAUCUGUCUAUUUGGAGAUCCAGUAAAUGUUUUUGCUGUACCCUGUUUCUGAGCUGUCUCCUUGUUCAUUAAUUAUCAGAUCAAAUAUCCUUUAAUCAUGCCAUUGAGUCUUACUGACCUAGUUUCAACUACUAAAAAUUGGGGUACUAAAAUAAAUCAAUCUGUAGAGAGAUUAGGUGCCAAAAUACCCAGCAUAUCAGCUAUAUGUUUUUCCUUAAAAUGAGCAUAGUUCUGAUGAUGUGAGAACUUCCAGCUUAUCUGGACCUUACUAUCUUUUUUUCUACAGUCAUUUCAAUAUUGAAGAAUAUGGCCUCUAAAGUAGUCCUGCCUGCUCAAUCUAUGUUUUGUCUCCCACAAUCGCACUAGAAUUAUCAGGAUUUGCACAGUCUGUCUUUUUAAUACUAUGAAUUACAGCAACUUUUUACCCUGCAUCUGUACUUUCUGUUACUUGAACCUCUCCAUAUUACAAGUCAUUACUCUGGUUAUUCAUGUAGAAGAUCUUUUAAAUUGUACAGAAGCACACAAGUCUUUAAUGUCUCCAGACAAAAAGCCUUACAGUAAAAUUAAUGUUGGCACUUCACGUGCAACUUAACAGAGGGCCUGAAAAGGUUGGGAGGGGCUAUUUAAUAUUUCUAGUAAAAUGUUGCCUUUGUCUUGUGCAGGAAGUAUAGAAUAUGCCCUUUACUUUAGUAAAUAUUUUUUUAAAAUGUAGAAAUGCUUUGUUAUUGUAGCUAAAAAUUCUUAAUCAGAAAAUUUCUGAAAAAUCUUGUAGUUUUCUUUUACUGUACCUAUUGAGAGUUGUUUACCAACUAUUGCUUUGUUGAAGGUGUGAUCUUUUUCUUUUCUUUUUGUUUUUCCCCUUGAGUUUCUGCUAUGACUUGGGCAGACUUCUGUAAUAUUUUGUAUGCCUUUAAAGCUGCGUAACUUAAUAUUUGGAUACUUGAUAAUUUGUUUUAUUAUGUAAUUGAUAAAAUGGUGAUGUGUAUUAAUGUUAGUUCAACCAUAUAUUUAUACUGUCUUGGGAAUGUGUGGUUAUAGUUCUGUGGGAGAAAUACUUUUGCCAGUGUUCACCAGCUUGUAAAAUCUAGUGCGAGAGCUUAAAACAUCUAAAUAAAUACUGAAAUGCACUUACGAAGUUUGCUGAAAUGCUCAUCACUUUCACUUAUUUUUAUGUACUUUGUCAGCAAUCCUGAGGUGCCUAAAUUCAGAAUCUACUCAGGCAUCUCUUCUUUUUUUUAAAAUAUGGACCUGAAUGUCCCCUUUGCUGUAAUGUUCGCUGUUUGUUUUACUCAUAAAUAAAUGUGGACAAAAAUUAA